CCCCGGAAGUGGCGGGCUAGGGGUCCUUCACAGUACGACGUAUGUUUUAGGAACCGGAAGUUUAACUGCUACCUAAAUUAAGCUAACAUCUUUAAGCUUAUACCGUUUACUUAAAUAGAAAACAUGCUGUCCGUAUUUAAGUCCAUUCCCACGCAUAUGGAUUAUAAAGGCCAGAAGCUUGCAGAACAAAUCUUCCAAGGAAUUAUUCUCAUCUCAGCGGUGAUUGGAUUUGUGUACGGUCUGAUCAUUGAGCAGUUUGGGUGGACAGUGUACAUCGUGUUAGGUGGAUUUGCUGUGUCCUGCUUGUUGACUCUGCCUCCAUGGCCCAUGUACAGGAAGAAUCCGCUCCCUUGGCAGCCAGUCUUACCUGAAACGAGUACCGAGCCCACCCAAAAGCCUCAAGAAAACAUCCAGAAGAAGAAAAAGCACAAGUAGACCAACAGCUUACACGUUUGGCUGUGGAUGGAUCAGUUUGCCGUGUGCUGUUACAUGGAAAUAUUUUUCAUAUUAAAAAAAAUUGGGAAGAGAAAGCUUUCAUUUGUUCAUUUAAGUCUAAACAAUUUUCUUUAAAUAAAACAUCAAAUGCAUUUA
Oryzias melastigma (Indian medaka) is the source of this 591-nucleotide messenger RNA. It is a transcript of the gene spcs1, whose product is annotated as signal peptidase complex subunit 1. NCBI's taxonomy places the organism in Eukaryota, Metazoa, Chordata, Actinopteri, Beloniformes, Adrianichthyidae. Gene Ontology annotation, biological process: protein targeting to ER. Gene Ontology annotation, cellular component: signal peptidase complex; endoplasmic reticulum membrane. The record is from RefSeq and is a predicted model, not a curated record. The coding region runs from base 124 to 435 and encodes 103 amino acids. The transcript has 4 exons.